CAGGUGAUUGGCGGGGAGCGCUCGGAUCAUCUUAUUCCCGUGCCGCUCAGCAGUGCGCCCACCGACCAAGCUAUUCGUGUCGUAAAGGCGUUCCAAGCUGGCUUGGAUAGAAGGGAGCCGAGUUUGACCGGUCAGUCAGCGGCACGACUUCGAGAAAUCAGUCGGCAGCUAAGACUCCAAGUGGAAAGCGAGGGACGAGCACGUUCUACUUCUCGCGGUAACAUCGGUAACAUCAAAGGUGGAGGAUCGAACAAUACGGCAUUGUAA
Ostertagia ostertagi is the source of this 267-nucleotide messenger RNA. Lineage: Eukaryota; Metazoa; Nematoda; Chromadorea; Rhabditida; Trichostrongylidae. The record is from the annotation of a GenBank genome assembly.